UUGAAGUUCAAAUUGAAAAUCUUGGUGCACAUUUAAAUGCUUAUACAUCACGAGAACAAACUGCUUAUUAUGCUAAAUGUUUUAGUAAAGAUUUACCACAAAUUGUGGAAAUUUUAUCGGAUAUAAUUCAAAAUAGUCAAUUUAAUGACGAAGAAAUUGAACGUGAACGUCAUACAAUUUUACGUGAAAUGGAAGAAAUUGAAAAUAAUCAUCACGAAGUCAUUUUCGAUCAUUUACAUGCAACUGCUUAUCAAGGAACACCAUUAGCUAGAAGUGUUCUUGGUUCUACGGACAAUAUUAAAUCUAUUAAUAAAUCAGAUUUACUUAAAUAUCUUGGAACACAUUAUAAAGCACCACGAAUGGUUUUAGCUGCUGCUGGUGGUGUUAAUCAUGAUCAAUUAGUUCGCUUAAGUGAAGAACAUUUUGGAAAAUUAAAAGCUGGUUAUCAAGGAGAAGUACCUGAUCUUUUACCAUGCCGUUUUUCGGGUAGUGAAAUUCGUAUUCGUGAUGAUGAAAUGUCAUUAGCUCAUAUUGCCGUUGCUGCUGAAAGUCCAGGUUGGGCUCAUGCUGAUACUAUUCCAUUGAUGGUUGCAUCGACUAUUGUUGGCAAUUGGGAUAGGUAA
Molecule: messenger RNA, 623 nt
Organism: Rotaria sordida
Lineage: Eukaryota; Metazoa; Rotifera; Eurotatoria; Philodinida; Philodinidae
Source: the annotation of a GenBank genome assembly